AUGACAGAUAAGAUAGCCAUCAAAAAGAUGGGCGACACAUACUUUGUGUUUGACGCAAAAGAUGUCGAACAGCUCAGGACCAAAUACCGUAUUGUGGGAGCAUUGAAUGGCACUCUUCCACAGCUUCCUCUGCAAAACACAUUUUACGGCCUCCCGCUUAUGCUGUUACCUGAAGAAGUUGAAUUAUUAGUAAACAGAGGUUGGGCCCAUAUUAUUCAAAAACCACCCAAAACUACUACCAGCACAACAAUGAUGCAAAACAAGGGACCGCACGUUACAGCAAUAGUGCACAAACAGAGGAAACUGAGUGCAGAUGUCUUUGAUUUCUUUUGGUCGCAAGGCUUUUACAUUACCAGUGGUGUCAAAUUCGGCGGCCAGUUCCUGCUGUACCCCCAUGAUCCCAUGUGUGUGCACAGUGAGUACAUUGUUUCCGUCAAGCAGACAAAAGAUCAAGAGGUAUUGCCUUUAGAAAUCAUUGAGAUGGGAAGAGCGGCAACGAAUGUGAAAAAGACAUUCGUGCUUGUGGCGGCAGCAGAUCAGAAAGAAGCAGAGGGUGAGCAGGAGGAGCAGGAGGAGCAGGACACCAACCAAAUGGUAUGUUACUCGAUAGAAUGGGCAGGCUUUUGA
Messenger RNA from Mucor velutinosus, 627 nucleotides. RefSeq lists its product as uncharacterized. The record is from RefSeq and is a predicted model, not a curated record. Gene Ontology annotation, biological process: tRNA splicing, via endonucleolytic cleavage and ligation; tRNA-type intron splice site recognition and cleavage. The transcript is spliced from 3 exons. Gene Ontology annotation, molecular function: tRNA-intron lyase activity; nucleic acid binding. Bases 1 to 627 code for a protein of 208 amino acids. NCBI's taxonomy places the organism in Eukaryota, Fungi, Mucoromycota, Mucoromycetes, Mucorales, Mucoraceae.